AUGUUGCGGAAGGUUACGUUCGAGCUCGGCCGAUGCGUCCGCGAGACGGGCCAGGCCAUGGACCGCCUUGGCCUGCGCGUGCUUGGCAGCAACGAGGCCCGCGAGAAGUUCUCGCGCCACCGCCAGAUCAUGAACCUCUACGACAAGGUCCCGUCGGUGGCCUACGACUCGUGGGUCGCGCCCAACGCGUCGGUCAUUGGCGACGUCGAGAUCUGCAAUGACGCGUCGGUCUGGUACGGCGUCGUGAUCCGCGGCGACCUCAACAAGGUCUCGAUUGGCAACCGCACCAACAUUCAGGACCGCACGGUCAUCCACACGUCGAGCACGACGACGCCCGGCCUUGCGCCCGGCGCCUCGAUCGGCAACGACGUCACUGUCGGCCACGGCUGCAUCUUGUACUCGUGCACGAUCGAAAACAACUGCUUGAUCGGCAUGGGCUCGAUUGUCCUUGACGGCGCCUUGGUCGAGUCCAACUCGAUCUUGGCUGCUGGCACGGUCGUGCCGCCGGGCCGCCGCAUCCCGUCGGGCCAGUUGUGGGCCGGCUCGCCUGCCCAGUACGUCCGCGACGUCACGGAAGACGAAAUCGCCGACUUGACCAACCAGGCCAAGGAGUACAAGAAGUUGGCCGACACACACAGCGACGAGUUCUUGCCCUACGGCACGGCGUACCUUGACGCGGAGCGCAUCAAGGUGCAGGGCGCGCAGAUGUAA
Saprolegnia diclina VS20 is the source of this 711-nucleotide messenger RNA. RefSeq lists its product as hypothetical. Bases 1 to 711 code for a protein of 236 amino acids. Lineage: Eukaryota; Oomycota; Saprolegniomycetes; Saprolegniales; Saprolegniaceae. The transcript is spliced from 4 exons. The record is from RefSeq and is a predicted model, not a curated record.